UAGGUUUUUCCGAGGCGCAGCGAACGCAGCACUCAGUUAGACGGGUGGGCGGAGACACCGGGACAGAGCUGGAGCGACGGUCAGUCCACGCAGGAAAGACGGGAGCCUCCACGUCCUCGCGGCGGGGACACAGAAGAGGAGCGACCCCCGGGAGGCCCGUAGGUUGACCGGAGUCUUCAGGUGUCCGCGCAGAGACUCGGACCGGCAUCGUUCCACCGCGCGAGCCCGUCGGCAUGCAGCUGAGAGGCGCGCGCGGGGCGGCGGGACGCGGCUGAUGGUCUGCAGCGGAGCUCGGUGCACAGAGACCCGCAGAUCCGUCCGAAACCCGGAGGAGCGCCAUGCGGAACUCGUGGAGCGCGGCUGUGUACUGCGUCCUCCUGCAGGCGCUGCUGCAGCCCGGCACAGGUCUGAACGUGUGCACCAGCGGCAGCGCGGCCUCCUGUGAAGAAUGCCUGCUGAUCCAUCCCAGCUGCGCCUGGUGCGCUCAAGAGGUCUUUGGGAGGGACCGGACUCUGACGUCCCGCUGUGAUCUGGUUCAAAACUUGCAAAAGAAGAACUGUGAGAAGCGCUUCAUUGAGUACUCGACCAGCCACGUCCAAGUGCUGAAGAACCUCCCCCUGAGCUCCAAAAGAGCCGGGUCUGUCUGGGACCGUGUGGUCCAGGUCAGUCCCCAGAAGAUAUCCCUGAGCCUGCGUCCAGGACACCAGGCACAGUUCAGUCUGCAGGUUCGACAGGUGGAGGACUACCCGGUGGAUCUGUACUACUUGAUGGACCUCUCACUGUCUAUGAAGGACGACCUGGACACCAUCCGGAACCUGGGAACCAAGCUGGCCCUUGAGAUGGGGAAACUCACCAGCAACUUCAGACUGGGCUUCGGCUCCUUCGUGGACAAGAACAUGUCGCCGUUCUCCUACACCGCCCCCAAGUAUCAGGAAAACCCUUGCAACGGAUACAAGCUGUUCCCCAACUGCGUCCCCACCUUUGGUUUCCGGCACAUCCUCCCCCUGACUGACCAGGUGGACCGAUUUAACCAAGAGGUGCAGAAGCAGUUGGUAUCUCGCAACAGGGACGCUCCUGAAGGGGGAUUUGACGCCAUCCUGCAGGCAGCUGUAUGUGAGGACAAAAUCGGCUGGAGGAAAGAGGCGUACCACCUGCUGGUAUUCGCCACCGACGACGUGCCGCACCUGGCUCUGGAUGGGCGGCUGGGGGGCCUGGUUCAGCCUCACGACGGGCGGUGCCACUUGGAUGACCAAAACGAGUACAGCGCCUCCACAAAGAUGGAUUAUCCGUCUCUGGCUUUGCUGGGGGAGAAGCUGGCAGAGAACAACAUCUUCCUCAUCUUUGCUGUAAACAAGCGGCACUAUGUCAUUUACAAGAACUUCACGGCUCUCAUACCAGGAACCACGGUGGAGAUUCUGGACCAGGACUCCAAGAACGUGAUCCAGCUGAUCGUCACAGCCUACAGUAACAUCCGCUCCAAAGUGGAGCUGACCAUGUCGGACCCUCCAGAGGACAUCAGCCUAUCCUUCACCGCCACCUGCCAGGAUGGGCAGCCCCUGCCGGGCCUCAGGAAGUGUGCUGACCUGAAGAUAGGAGACACGGUCUCCUUCGAUGUGAGCGUGGAGACGAGGAGCUGUCCCUCAAGCAACCCCAAACAGAGCUUCACCAUCAAGCCGGUGGGCUUCGAGGACCGCCUGGAGGUGGUCGUGGCGUACGAGUGCGACUGUGGCUGCAGCCGGGACGCGCAGACCAACAGCAGCGUCUGCAGCUCCAUCGGUACAUACACCUGUGGUACCUGUCACUGCGAGCCGGGAUAUCUGGGUGCCAGCUGCGAGUGCCAGGAGGGCGAUGCCAGCAGCAUGGCUGUCGGCGCCUGCCGGGAAUCUGAGGGCAAGCAGCUGUGCAGCGGGCGUGGGGAGUGCAGCUGCAACCAGUGUCUGUGCUACGAGUCAGAGUUUGGCAAGUUCUACGGCAGCUUCUGCGAGUGCGACGACUUCUCCUGCGCCCGACACAAAGGCAUCCUGUGCUCAGGUCACGGCGAGUGUCACUGUGGUCAGUGCAAAUGCCACUCCGGCUACAUUGGCGACAACUGCAACUGCUCCACGGAGACGGCGUCCUGCAUCGCAGACGAUGGGACCAUGUGCAGUGGGCGGGGCCAGUGCGUGUGCGGGCGCUGUCAGUGCACGGAGCCGGGGGCUUUCGGGGACACCUGUGAAAAAUGCCCCACCUGCCCCGACGCCUGCGGCACCAAGCGAGACUGCAUCGAGUGUCGGCUCUUCGGCUCAGGAAGACUCGCAGACAACCAGACCUGCCAGCGGCUGUGCAAGGACCAGAUCCUCACCGUGGAGACCCUGAAAACGGAUGAACCCGGCACCGUCCUCUGCCUCUACAAGACCCACGAAGAGUGCGUCAUGAAGUUCACAUACACGGAGCACGCCAGCGGGCAGUCUGUCCUGGAGGCGCUCAAAGAGCCCGAGUGCGGCGGCGGCGGUCCGGACGCCCUCAUGGUGCUGCUCGCCGUGGUCGGCAGCAUCCUCCUGGUGGGAGUGGUCCUGCUCGCCGUCUGGAAGCUCGUCAUUACCGUUCACGACCGCAGAGAGUUCGCCCGCUUCCAGAGCGCACGAUCGCGAGCUCGAUAUGAGAUGGCCUCCAACCCCCUGUACAAGCAGCCCGUCUCCACGCACUGCCUAGAAACAGACUUUGACAUGUAUGGGAAGUCCUACAACGGCGGUUUCCACUGAUCAGAAGGCCUGCCACCCAGCAGGGCUGAUCCUGGAGGACGAGAACCCCCCGGCACUUCCCUUCAACCCCUCCCAUGAUGGAGGAGGGGAGCAGCUCCAGCGGAGAUCCCACUGUUCAGACGUUUGAGUGCAUGUGCAGAUGGAUGCUUCAGACUCCAGAAGACGCUUUGAACUCUACAGUUUGGAGGCAGGAUUUGGUACUAACACUCACUAAGCCCGUCGUUUUGCACAGAGAGGACCGAGAACACAUCAGGCUGACGUUCUUUGAAUGCUUUGGUUGCACUAGUUUCUCUAAACGCCAGUUCUUAGUUUCUCUGUAGUUUGAUCCUGUCGAGGUUCAGAGCUGGUCUGGAUCCUGACAGGAUGAGGGAGGGGGGUUCUGCUGAGUUUGUUUAUUUUCUGGAGGAUUUCCAGCAGGUAAACACACACCUGCUUUGACAUGAAUCCCGUUUUUCAGUGAAUCUAGAUUUUUCUUAUGCUCAUCGGUUUUCUUCAACUCUCAGUUCAGUUCAACUGUCCGGAAAAGAACUUUCAUGUAUAGAUGGGACAAAAAAUCCAUUUUACAGCAGUUUUGCAUUUGUAUUUAGUUUUUUCAGGGGGGUCAUAAUGGUGGGGGUCAUAAUGGAUGCAGAAAUAAAGCUCAGGAACAGAGGACCUGCCCAGGUGAGUGGCUCCCUGGUAGCUCCGCCCACACGGCUGUCCUGCCUUUGCGUCCUCCAGCCGUUGAACCUGAUUGUUCUUGUUGGACCCGAUCCGUUCAUCACCUGUAGAUGAUUUCUGCUUCGCUUCUGAAACCCCACACCUGUGCACCUGAACAGCCUCAGUGACACCGCUCACGGGUCGCUCCAUUCUGGGGGGGGGGGGACGUUGAAAAGUUACUGCAUCGGUUUGUAUAAAAUAGAAAUCAUUUGGUUUGAUUCUGUAAAGCACAAGGGUUGGAAAUACAUUUGAAAAUAAAUGAAAUGUUUCUAGAAAUAAAAGUGAAACUAUGAAGACUCUGGUCUGAGCUCUAAUAAAAAUCUAUUAACUCUU
Molecule: messenger RNA, 3773 nt
Organism: Oryzias melastigma (Indian medaka)
Lineage: Eukaryota; Metazoa; Chordata; Actinopteri; Beloniformes; Adrianichthyidae
Gene: itgb5
Product: integrin, beta 5
Exons: 16
Coding region: 339-2741 (800 amino acids)
Biological process (GO): cell adhesion mediated by integrin; cell-matrix adhesion; integrin-mediated signaling pathway
Cellular component (GO): cell surface; focal adhesion; integrin complex
Molecular function (GO): integrin binding
Source: RefSeq, a predicted model, not a curated record